AUGUCUUACGCGUAUUUAUUCAAGUACAUCAUCAUCGGCGAUACUGGAGUUGGAAAAUCAUGUCUUCUUCUUCAGUUUACCGACAAGAGGUUCCAGCCAGUGCACGAUUUAACCAUUGGUGUUGAGUUCGGAGCCAGGAUGAUCACCAUCGACAACAAACCAAUCAAGCUCCAAAUUUGGGACACGGCGGGCCAAGAGUCUUUCAGAUCCAUUACACGGUCCUACUACAGAGGGGCUGCCGGUGCGUUGCUUGUGUAUGACAUCACCAGGAGGGAAACUUUUAAUCACUUGGCUAGCUGGUUAGAGGACGCGAGGCAACAUGCAAAUGCAAACAUGACAAUAAUGUUAAUUGGUAAUAAGUGUGAUCUUGCUCACAGACGGGCUGUGAGUACAGAGGAAGGGGAACAGUUUGCAAAGGAGCAUGGGCUGAUCUUUAUGGAGGCCUCUGCUAAAACUGCGCAGAAUGUUGAGGAGGCAUUUAUAAAAACUGCUGCAACCAUAUACAAGAAGAUUCAAGAUGGAGUUUUUGAUGUAUCAAAUGAGUCUUAUGGCAUAAAAGUUGGAUAUGGUGGAAUUCCGGGGCCAUCAGGAGGCAGAGAUGGCUCUUCCUCUCAAGCUGGAGGCUGUUGCAGUUGA
Molecule: messenger RNA, 636 nt
Organism: Prunus armeniaca (apricot)
Lineage: Eukaryota; Viridiplantae; Streptophyta; Magnoliopsida; Rosales; Rosaceae
Source: the annotation of a GenBank genome assembly